UUAUUUAUAUCGGGUACAUUUUUAGUUUAAAUAAUAAUAUAAUAGUAGUUGUGUUGUAUUUAAAAUUAUAUGACAAGAAUUUUAGGCUCACUUUAUAUUAUCUUGCUAACGUUAAUUACUUAAGAUUAUAACUUCACAGCUGUGCAUAUCCUAUUAACAAGAUAUUUAAAGAUUAACAGUAUCAAUAAGAUAGUGAACUUAAAUCACUAAUAUUUAUUUUUACUAAUAUUAAUAUAAUGUGAAAUCAAUGUGGAGACAGUGAAGACUAGUUAUCGAAUAGGUUAGGUAAUAAAAAAAUAAUUUUGUAAGGUUUGUAGAGUGCAUAUGUGUUAGUGAGAUAAAUCGGCUUUGCUCUACCCAGAUGUUUCCGUGGACGUCUUGGGAUCAGGAAGCACUGGUUAAGAACCACUGGUCUACAAUAUCUUUUUUAUAUUUUGCAGCCAUGUUGCCUUCGUCAGUAAAACAUCGCUUGGUGCAGUGGCUGGAGGAUCACCGCGAGCUAGUGGUGUUGCUGUUUUGUCUACCGGCCAGUUUCCUGUUUACUGUGCUGCUUCAGAUUAAAGCGUUCAUACGCGCCGCGACCAGCGACCCGACACGACACGACGCCGCCGUCAGAACAAUACAAGCGCAGGUACAACAAUGGAACAAGGUACCUGUCAACAAACGUCGAUUACUCUGCACCUCGCGUCCAAACUGGCAAUCACUGUCCACCACAUUCUUCCAAAAACAUCUACAUCACCGCGUACCCAUUCCGCUACACGACAUACUCGAGCUGGACGAACGGAAUAUGACCGUCAGGGUGGAACCGAUGGUCACCAUCGGGCAGAUCACAGAGUAUCUCAUACCUAGAGGUUAUUCGCUAGCCGUCACGAUUGAGUUGGUAGACGCCACUUUGGGAGGUCUGGCCUUCGGCACGGGUAUGUCAACACACUCGCACAAAGCAGGCUUGUACCACGAAACUAUCACCAGCUACGACGUGGUGUUAGGGGACGGCUCCUUGGUAACAGCCACCGCUGACAACGAGUAUUCAGAUUUAUAUAAAUCACUACCCUGGUCUCACGGCAGCCUAGGCUUUCUAGUAUCUCUCACACUUAGAAUAGUCAAGAUAAAGCCUUACAUUAAGAUUAAAUAUAUUCCCGUACGGGGCCAAAAAAACUACUGCGACAUGAUCAGACAAUUAUCCGGGGCAAACGAACCAACACCUAAAAACCAUCCUGAUUAUAUAGAAGGCACUGUUUAUAGUAAAGACGAAGCAGUCAUCAUGGUCGGAGAAUACUCAGACUUAGAAAGAGGCAUCACUGUCAACCAUUGCUCCAGAUGGUACAAGCCAUGGUUCUACAAGCACGUUGAGACAUUUUUGAAGAAAGGGGAAGGUGUUGAACUCAUCCCCCUCAGAGACUAUCUGUUAAGACAUAACCGCGCAAUAUUUUGGGUCGUAGAAGAUAUGCUGUCGUUUGGAAACGAUCCGCUGUUCAGAUUAUUCUUCGGCUGGCUCUUGCCACCUAAACCGGCAUUUCUGAAAUUCACUACCACGCCGGGAGUGAGAGCGUACACGUUCACAAAACAAGUGUUUCAAGAUAUCGUAUUGCCUAUACAGGAAUUAGAAAAGCAAAUAGAGAUAGCCAGCGUGCUAUUCGAGAAGUUUCCGUUGUUGAUUUACCCAUGUAAGAUCAUAGAUCACGGUCCUUCGUCGGGGCAAUUGAAACGGCCAAACUCUAAAUAUUUAAUCCCAGGCACUAAUUACGCGAUGUACAACGAUUUGGGUGUUUACGGGGUGCCCGGGAAAGUGAAAGAGAAAAAACCCUACAAUCCAGUAGAUGCCAUGAGAAAGAUGGAAAAAUUCACUAGAGACGUGGGGGGUUAUUCAUUUCUAUACGCCGAUAUAUUUAUGACGAAGGAAGAAUUCGAAGAAAUGUUUGAUUUGUCGUUGUACGAAGUCGUGAGAAAAAAGUAUAAAGCAGAUGGCGCGUUCCCACACUUGUAUGAUAAAGUGAAGCCUGAAAUAGACGUGUUUGCAAUAGGAGAGGAAAAUGCUAUUCAUAGUAAUUAAAGUAAUAUAAGUAGAAGUCAUUUAUAUUUUAAUACAUGAAUUUAUAAUAAAAUUUGUGUU
Diatraea saccharalis (sugarcane borer) is the source of this 2110-nucleotide messenger RNA. Lineage: Eukaryota; Metazoa; Arthropoda; Insecta; Lepidoptera; Crambidae. The record is from the annotation of a GenBank genome assembly.